GGGCAGCCUUGCAAAAAACAGCGCCAGUAGGAGUACUGCUGACCAAUUGAUCGGCAAACGCAGCCUAGGAUCACAUUCAUUACCUCACGCGACAGCCACAAAACUCUGAGCCCCGACAGCCCGACAGCUCUCACAGCUCUCACAGCCUAGGAUCACAUUGCGUCCCGCGACAGCCAAAAGACCGACACAGACCACACUGCUCACAAUGGUGCGAGUCGUCCAGCAGAGCGAGAUGCUCUCCAAGAUCCCGCCCUUAGCAAAACUCAUGGACGCCAUGCGCGACGCCUACGAGGAGUUCUCGGCGGGCCACGCCUACGUCGCCGACGUGCAGCACGUCCACGUCGAGCCGCACGACGAGGACGACGAAGGAGGAGGCCACGCGUGCGUCAAGUCCGGCUACAUCAAGGGCAAGGCGUCCUGGGUCGUCAAGGUCGCGGGCGGCUUCCCCGGCAACGCGGCUCUGGGGCUUUCCAACUCUCAAGGAUGCAUGCUCCUCUUCAGCCAGACGACUGGAGAGUUAGAGACCAUCCUCUUGGAUAAUGGUCAUUUGACCGACGUGCGGACGGCAGCCGCGGCGUGUUUAUGCAUCUCGAAGUUCGCGCCGGCAAAAGCGGCGUCGCUAUCCAUCCUCGGGACUGGUGUUGUUGCCAAGCUCGUGGCGGAGUACGCCGUCGACCUGGGUUUUGGAGGUAUUAUUGUCUCGUCGCGCACGUCAGAGAGUGCUGAAAAGUUCGCGGCCUUCGCUAAAUCAAAGGGCUGGGCCAAGGUGUCGAUCGAGUCGUACGCCGCGGCGACGGCGCGCGCCGACGUGAUUGUGUGCUGCACGCCGUCGACGGAGCCGCUCGUGCCUUCCGUAAAAUCCGGGGCGUUGGUGGUCGCCUUGGGUGCGGACGGCCCGGGCAAGCGCGAGCUGGGCCCCGCCGUUCUUAGGGGAGACGUGAAGCUUCUCGUCGACAGUCGCAAGCAGUGCGAGGCCUUCGGCGAGGCAUUUUAUAGACCGGAGGGCCUCCCUACCGAAGAACUCGGCGAGCACAAGUGGGCGGGCGCGCCGCCGCGGGCGACGCCCGAGACCGUGAUCGUCUGCGACCUGACGGGCAUCGCGACGCAGGACGUAGCUAUUGCUUGUGCUGUCCGGGACGCGGUCGUCGCUGAGGACGACGGGGCUAAGUGAAUAUGUAUUGAGAA
This is a messenger RNA of Pelagomonas calceolata, 1185 nucleotides long. Lineage: Eukaryota; Pelagophyceae; Pelagomonadales; Pelagomonadaceae. The record is from the annotation of a GenBank genome assembly.